Messenger RNA from Trachemys scripta elegans, 2587 nucleotides. RefSeq names its product THAP domain-containing protein 6-like. The coding region runs from base 1572 to 2270 and encodes 232 amino acids. Lineage: Eukaryota; Metazoa; Chordata; Testudines; Emydidae. The record is from RefSeq and is a predicted model, not a curated record. The transcript is spliced from 7 exons.
AUCAUUCCUCGCCAGGAACAGCAAGGAAAACCACAGCUUCACAGAACCAUGGUUGGUGUAUGUGUAGCCACAACGGACUACACUUGUGCACGGAAGUGGACAGAAAUGUUUGCUGCCUUUCCAAUUAUAAAAUUCCACUUCAUUAAUUUGUUAGAAUUUUGUAUUACAUUGCCUUUGUUUUGUUUUUUUGCAUUGUUUUUCUGCACUGUUUUUCCCACUCAGUAAAGUUCUAUUUUUGGAGAAUAAAAUUCUUUAUUAGUUCACAGUACAUAUUGUAGAAUGCAUAUCAGUACUCAAAGCAAACGGUACUUGUUAAUAUCCAGCAAGCACCACGUAAUUCAUAGCUUCAGGAAAACACCUAGUCAUAUUUAUAAAUGAACAGCAAGCAGUACACAAUUCUUAGCAGCACCCAAAGCUCCAGCUCCAAAGACUAAUCCAGCACCGAAUGCUACUGUGGCUGACCGCUAAAGUGCUCUUCCAAAGCCUCCCUCAGCUGCAUAGCCCCACAUGGGCUCUUGUAAUGGCCCUUGUGUCUGGCUGCUCCAGCUCCACCCCGGCGGGAGCUUUUCCCCCUUUGCCUCACAGAUAUUAUGCAGAACACAACAGCUAUAACUGUCGGGAUAUUUUUCUCGUUGACAUCCAGCUAGCAAGUAAACAAUUCCAGAGUGUCUUCAGUCUACCAAAAGCACAUUCAGCCACCAUUCUGCACCUGCUGAGCCAGUAGCUGAAUCUCUCCUUGGAGCUGUCAAGGCGACCAGUGCAGGGCUUCAUGAGCCAGGGGAGAAAGGAGUAGGUUCUCAUUUUGGUGUCGCUGCACUGGAGAGCUGAGGUGAGCAUGGUACACAGAUCCAGGAAUGUGGCCUCCACAUCCACUUCAUCUCAAACCUGUCCAGUCAGUGUUUGUUUCUGGGGCCCAAAAGUAAUGCUCCACCAUCUGCAGCUGCUUUGUGAACACCACCCACAACCUUGAAUUGUUUUUCACUAUGUCCCUUAGCAAGCUCUGCUCGAAGAAAUUGUCAUGUCCCCCAUUCUUGCCGUACUUCUGUGGGUUUCCAAAUAAAAGAGAAUCGAGCAUCCUAUAUUUGCAACAUUCAUGAGAACAGCGCAGAGCUCUGCAGGCUCCAUGCUUCUGAGCGAUGGUGGAUACUGAAAAGUGCUGUACAGAUUUCUGGGAUUUUUUUGUUAAAAAGGCAUGAAAAUUAUGGGAUAUGGAUGGCAUUAGGAAAUUCAGCAAGUUGCAUGCUGGGAACUUGAUCCUUGCAUCCAGAGAUCACUGGGCAAGUCAUUUCUAUCCGCAACAUAUUGUGAAAAUUUCCCAAAAGGCAUUGCAUCAGAUGGCAGCAUGUGACACACUGGGAGACCUACCUGCGGUGCACUACACUUUGCAUCGACGCGCUCUUGCUGAGUACCUGCAGUGCCAAUGCAAGCCAUGUGUGUACACGCCCAAGCAAUAUACAAGUUUUGGUGGCUGUCUGCCAACAUAACUUGCAUCGACCAAAGUGCGCAGUGUAGAUGCGGUCUAAGACUUCUUUAAACACUGAAUGCAGUAACCAUCUCUGAGGGGGACUAUCAUGGUGAAAUAUUGUGCAGCAUAUAACUGCAGUAAUGCAGACACAAAGUUAAAUCGGAAGCAGGGAAUAACUUUUCAUAGGUUUCCCAAGGAUAAUAAGAAAAAACAGCAGUGGGCCCAGGCAGUACAUCGGGCUGACCCUGUGAGUGGCAAACUCUGGACACCAUCUGAAUGGGAUAUGAUUUGUUCUCAACAUUUUAAUCCUGGCUGCUUCAAAGAAAUUAAUGGAAAGAAAUUUUUAAAGGAAGGGAGUUGUCCUUCUAUAUUUUCCUUUCCUGACAAUUUUCAGAGAAUAGAUAAUUCUCUACGGAGAUCAGCGAAGAACUCCAAAUGUGCUGGAAUAUUUCAAGAAAAUCCUCCUCUCGAGGCAGAUCCCAGUGAGGUGUAUGUUAUACCAGCCACGGUAAAGAAAACAGCGAACAACCCAAAAAGAUUAACAGAAAACUUCAGCUGUGUUCAUGAGGUAGACACCAGUGGGGUGUGUAAUACACAGGACACAGUAAUGACAGACCACCAUUACCAUAUCACAGACAGUCCAAAAACUCUGAAGAGGAAAUUGGAUGAACUUUUAGCAGAGAAUCACAAGCUCAGAAGAAAAUUAAGAAAUGCUUCUGAUCAAGAAGAGAGACUCCAUAAAAAUGUGGAAAUCUUGUUGGACAAGCUGCACCCUAAAGACAUGUUGUCAAGGGAAAUAAUGUGAUUGCUAGAUCUGUGCAAAGGGCAUGGGCUGAAUGACAGGUCUUCUCUCCCACUGCACUCAGCUGUUGGAUAAGAAAUGUUCACUAAUGUUUAUUGCUAUACAUGUCAUUUUUGAACAUAUUUAUUAAAUAAAAAGAUGUAAACAUUACUGAAGUUUUCAUAUAAAAAGCUAGAAACUUCAAAAUUAAGAUUGGCACUUGUGUUGUUCAGGGAGUAAAUGUCAGCCUUUUCCUUUAAUUCCCUGUCUCUUCUUCUUUUGUCCCACAUGGUUAUUUUUUAGCUAUAUAGUUUCGUGGAGGGGGGAUGGGAGUUUUACUG